Coturnix japonica (Japanese quail) is the source of this 6432-nucleotide messenger RNA. It is a transcript of the gene ABCB7, whose product is annotated as ATP binding cassette subfamily B member 7. Gene Ontology annotation, molecular function: ATP binding; ATP hydrolysis activity; ABC-type transporter activity. Gene Ontology annotation, cellular component: mitochondrial inner membrane. Gene Ontology annotation, biological process: intracellular iron ion homeostasis; transmembrane transport. NCBI's taxonomy places the organism in Eukaryota, Metazoa, Chordata, Aves, Galliformes, Phasianidae. The record is from RefSeq and is a predicted model, not a curated record.
GCGGGUUGUGGUGCGUGGGGGGCGUUUCUUAGUGUGUGCGUGGGCCUCUGCGCCAAGCGUUGUCCUGGGGCAGCUCAGGCUCCGAUUGAGCUCUGGGCUGGGGCUGAUGGUGAUGGAGAUGCGGUAGAGCCCCAAGGAGGCACGAAAACACACCUCUCGUUUGGCUCCAGCAGUAAUUAAGGGAUGGAUGUGAGUCGUUUUGUAGGCAGGUGUUUGUUAGGGGAACAGAAAAAGAAAUGGAAGCCUUGGCACAUCUUAAUUAACCCGUCAGUCUAGUUAACGGGUAACCAAACCUGCAGGAACUCCGUGCAGCUGAAACAACACUUAACAAGAACUUAGAUUGCGGCUGACUUGGAAACAUAGUGCAGAGAGAACAGAAGAUAGAGCUGAUGAGAAGGUGGAAGGAUGGCAACAGCCUGUGGAGCCAUCUGCUCCUACAAACAUUCACGUUUGCUUACUGUACCUUUAGAUGACUAUAUAUACCUAUAUGAUGAUGAUAUGAUAUGGUUAUGAACCUAUAUAGUUGCUGUGAGCGUUGACAAAGGUCACUUUGAAAAUGGAACUUAAAGUGCAGACGGAACUUUCAGUGUUAGGGGUUGGAGUAUUAGUCUCUUUUGUCAUCUUAUAUAGAUAUAUUAUAUAUCUUUUAUAUAUAUAUAUGGGAAGUUUAUGUAACUUCUAAUUCUGUUUCACAGGGGAAAGGAAGAAUGUAUCUAUACACAGCAGCUGUUUGAGAGGCAAAGCCAAAAGAAGGGCACUAUCUCCUGUGCUCUGGUUUGACUGUAUUGAUGGUUAAGGUGAGAUAACUUGCUGCCAAAGCCUCAAGUAGCAGGACAUCCAGCAUAGCAAAAUGCAGAGGCCCCAAACAAAAGGCUAAAAUCUUGUGUGCUGCCAUCUGAGAAGGCCUCUUCUAAGAUCUCAGUGCUGUGCCAGCCCUGCCUGAUGAACUUCAGAGUGUACCCGCAGGAAGAAUAUGGCUCUGCUUUCUCUUCUAUAGGUGUGUUUAAGAUUCCACCCAUCUGCAAACGAAGAUCAUGGCAGAGUCUGGGAGGUCAUUCGAGGCCGCUAUUGGAGAUAUCAGAUAUUUCCCCAAGCUUGCAAGUGGUAGAAAAGAGAAUGUGUUGGCAUGGACAUGCAGGUGGAGGGCUUCACACAGAUCCAAAGGAAGGGCUGAAAGAGAUAGAUGCCAAAAAGAUUGUCAGAGCGAUGCUGUCUUAUGUGUGGCCCAAAGACAGACCAGACCUGCGAGCCAGAGUAGCCAUAUCUCUGGGGUUUUUAGCAAGUGCAAAGGCUAUGAAUAUAUUGGUUCCCUUCAUGUUUAAAUAUGCAGUAGACAACCUCAACCAGGUAUCUGGAAAUGUGCUGAACAUGAGCGAUGCACCAAACACAGUCGCAACCGUGGCAACUGCUGUUCUCAUAGGCUAUGGCAUCUCAAGAGCUGGAGCAGCAUUAUUUAAUGAAGCUAGGAAUGCAGUAUUUGGGAAAGUGGCUCAAAAUUCCAUCCGAAGGAUAGCAAAGAACGUUUUUCUGCAUCUUCAUAACUUGGAUUUAGCAUUCCAUCUAAGCAGGCAAACUGGAGCUCUGUCAAAGACCAUUGACAGAGGAACGAGAGGCAUCAGUUUUGUUCUCAGUGCACUAGUAUUUAAUUUGGGACCUACCAUGUUUGAAGUGGCGCUGGUCAGUGGAAUUCUGUAUUACAAGUGUGGAGCAGAGUUUGCAUUAGUUACCUUGGGGACUUUGGGAGCAUAUGCAGCCUUCACAAUAGGAAUUACACAGUGGAGGACCAAAUUUCGGAUAGAAAUGAACAAAGCAGAUAACGAUGCAGGUAAUGCUGCAAUUGACUCGCUACUGAAUUAUGAGACUGUGAAGUAUUUCAAUAAUGAAAAAUAUGAGGCCCAACGGUAUGAUGGAUUCUUGAAGAUGUAUGAAAAUGCCUCGUUGAAGACUACCUCUACUUUAGCUCUCCUGAACUUUGGACAAAGUGCUAUAUUUAGCAUUGGUUUAACAGCCAUUAUGGUACUUGCUAGCCAAGGCAUUGUUGCAGGCAGCCUGUCUGUUGGAGAUCUAGUAAUGGUGAAUGGACUGCUGUUCCAGCUUUCUCUUCCUCUGAACUUCUUGGGAACAGUAUACAGAGAGACAAGACAAGCCCUUAUUGAUAUGAAUACCUUGUUUACCCUUCUCAGUGUAGAUACCAAAAUCAAAGACAAAGAACUGGCUCCACCCCUGCAGAUCACACCACAGACGGCUACUAUCACCUUUGAUAAUGUGCAUUUUGAAUACCUUGAGGGGCAGAAAAUCCUUGAUGGAGUGUCUUUUGAAGUUCCUGCGGGAAAGAAAGUGGCCAUUGUAGGAGGUAGUGGGUCAGGGAAAAGCACAAUUGUGAGAUUACUAUUUCGAUUCUAUGAACCCCAGAAAGGAAGCAUCUAUGUUGCUGGACAGAACAUACAAGAUGUCAGUUUGGAAAGUCUGAGAAAGGCAAUAGGAGUUGUACCUCAGGAUGCUGUACUGUUCCAUAAUACUAUUUAUUACAAUCUGCUUUAUGGAAAUAUCAAUGCUACGCCUGAGGAGGUAUAUGCAGUAGCAAAGUUUGCAGGAAUCCACGAUGCCAUCCUUCGAAUGCCUAAUGGUUACAACACACAGGUUGGUGAACGAGGACUCAAGCUCUCUGGAGGAGAAAAGCAAAGAGUUGCAAUUGCUAGAGCAAUGUUAAAGGAGCCACACAUCUUUCUCUAUGAUGAAGCAACAUCAUCUUUAGAUUCAAUUACAGAAGAGAAUAUUCUCAGUGCUAUGAGGGAUGUGGUGAGACACCGAACAUCAGUUUUCAUUGCCCACCGGCUGUCAACAGUGGUUGAUGCAGAUGAAAUCAUUGUGCUGGAUAAGGGUAAAGUUGCGGAACGUGGUAGACACGCGGACCUUCUAGCAAGUCCUAGCACUCUCUAUUAUGAAAUGUGGCAUACACAGAGCAGCAAAGUACUGAAUAGUCAUAAUGAUCCAAACUGGGGAGAGAAAAAUAACCAGAUGUCCAAAGAGGAAGAAAGGAAGAAACUGCAAGAAGAAAUUAUUAAUAGUGUGAAAGGCUGUGGAAACUGUUCAUGCUAAGUAUGAUUCUGGAUUAAUCUUUUCUACUGAGUUCCGAUAUGCAAGAUAACAGUGACAUGCUGCUCUGGCUUGGUUUUUUUUAAGUCACCAUUCAAAAACCUUCUGGGUUUUGCAGUUUUUGGUUUUUACAGUUACUCUGAGGGGCAUAAUUUCAACCAAAGGAGUUAUAAUUCUGCAUCUUUAUGAAACUAAUACUCAUUGGCUAAGUUUUUUCAUAGACUUUAAACUUCUCAACUAAGAGUGUAUUUUAUGGCAAUUUGUAGGCAUUGGUAAAUUCUCAAGAUGAAUUAUUAAAUUGCAAACAGACUUGUCCUUGAUUUACAUUAUUUCUUAUUGUCAUUGAUUGAUAAAUGUUUUAAUUGGGCUAAGUUGAACCCAUUUGCUAUUGAUGAAGGUGCAGUUUAAGUUCUUGAGUGGUGGUCUAGUUAGAAACCUUUCCUGUAAAGAAUAAGAAAAACAUCAACAAAAUAUUCAAAGUUUUUAAUAGGAAGCGAAGCACUGGGAUAAUCCACUUCAGAAAACAUCUUCUGCACUUCUAGACUAUCAGGACAUGUAUUCCUUCAAAAGAGAAUUCAAUGGUUUUAAGAGCUGUCAAAAACCUGGAAUUGACAAAAUAUCGUGUCACUUCAUGGAAAACAUGCAAGAUAUUGUAUGCAAAUAUAAAGAACCUGAGCCUUUUAUUUAAAUGAAAAACAGGAGUUCAAGAUCAGGAUUAUUUAUCAUCAACAUCUGCUGUAGUAGGCAAAGCAGAAUGCAGUCCCUCUUUUUCAUUUCAGUUGUGGCAUUAGGGAGCGACUGGCACUCAAUAAAAGUUGUCAGGAGUUCCUGUUGUCACUGAUGUUGAAAACAACCUGGAUAAUGUUGGGAGUGUUGUAAUCAUCUCCAGAUUUCAGUAGUCAAAACUACUUCAGUCUUCGUGAUUCAUGGGACACUGCAGGGUUCUGGUUUUAGGCCUUAUCUCUCCAGGCAUGUUGACCAUAUUUAUUUUUCACUAGCUACUCUGGUAUAAUUCCUUUUUUUUUUUUCUUUUUUUCUUUUUUCUUUUUUUUUAAUUUAAAUAAAGCAUUCUUCUCUUGGAUGCUGAAAAACAACUUAUCUUUUUUUUUCUGAGGAAUUAUACCAGUAUAAUUACAUUCGUAUAAUUGUGUUAGUAAAAUUAUGCAAAAUUUCUCAGUAUGGGCACUUGCAAAGCACUGAAUUUGAUGCUGCUUGAAGUUUAUUUCUGAAUAGUGCUUAUUCUUUUGUGUUAAGCCCUUCUCUGAAACCCAAUACAGGAACAGCAUCUUAAAGAAACCAAAACCUUUGUUAUCUUUUCUGCUAGUCUCUCGUUUUUCUCUCUGUUAAAAUUAUGAGGGGAAGAGAAUCUGUUAUCAAUCAGCAGUUUAAAAUAAUUUUUAUAUUGUCUCAAAUGCAAGGACUUUUAUUUUCAUCCUUGGAGUCUCGAAGCAAAAUGGAGCCUUGUUAAUGAAUUGGCAGUUCAGAAUUCUUCUAACUUACUUUGGUUUCCCCACCUUUUUUUUCAGUUUCUAACAGUGGUAUGGUUGAUCAUAAGGUGAAGUUUUAGAAAUGUCAGAGGUCUGAAGGAGGUGUUUUUUACUUUAUUUUUUCCUUGGUGGACAGUUUUGCAUAUUGCAGGGCUUAGAUGAUCUAUUAAUUGACCAGAGCGCAAAAGCAAGCGUUAUCAUCUAAACGGUCUGAGCCCAAAGCCAUUUUAAUGCCAAAUUUGAUUGUGAAGGUAAGUUUUCAGGUGAGCAAGUGAUUAUAGAAAGCCGAUGUUUUAUGUGAGCAGUGGAGGUGAAGUCUGCAGGUACACCAAGAACUUUUUAGUAUUAAUUGUUGGGGAUAAGGACUGAUCUCAGAUAGUAAAUACUAGUAGUCAAAGCUUUAUUUAAACUGGCAGUGGGUUUGAUACAGCUGUGAGGCCAUUACUUAUCUCUGCCAUCACUUUUUGUGCCAACCCAUGUGCUGCCAUUUGUCCGACAUUAAGCAAACCUCUUAACAAAGGUGUUUCCUGAGAGACGUCUGUAGUCACAGAGUACUUGUUCGAAAGAGUUUUGCAAUUGGAGAUAUCAGGAAACUUCCUGGCUCUGAAUGAUGUGUUUGUCUAUCUGCUUUUAAGGCGCAGGUUACAAAAACGUGUUUUCCCAUUGUAAAUUUAACAACUGCACAUGAGAAAUGAAGGCAAAAAAAAAAAAAAGUUCUUCCUGAUUGCCUUCCCAAGUUAAAUGGUGAAAACUUCCUUUAAGAGCAGAAGAAGUCAUGAAGAGAGUUGUAAAUGAGCAAAUGAGGAUUCUCAGGUGUUGGCAGUUUUGCAUGAUCCUAUCAAAGGAUGCAAGAAUAAAACAGUGAGUGACAUGUCUAGCUUGUGAGCAGGCGGCUGGGGAGGUGGUAGCAGUACUUGGUGAAUCUUUUGUCUGCUAGAAGGUAAAACUUUCUUGCUCUUUGUUUAGGAUUUUCAUUCAUGUACUAUGGCUCCAAAAUGUCACCAUUCUAAGCAGGCAUUUAGAACACAAUGGUGGGAGAGUCGUGGCUUUGGAGGCUCACUGUAGUUCUCUGUCUGUCAAGACGGCAUAUGACAUUUCUUUAAACAGCUUUACUGUUUUGUACAGGAAACUGAUAUAACCUCUGAAUUUCUGUAACCCUGCUCUUCUGUCAUCUCAGAACAUUACUUUUCUGAACAGAAGCUUUUCACGUUCUUGGAAUGUUCCUGGACUUCUAGAUGUUUUGUUUUUCUGAAUUCAAGUUGCCUGCUCCCAUUAUAAGAUACUUGUUUGCAUUUUUAGAGUGGGGAAAAAAUAAAAAUUCUUUUCAUUUUCAUUUUUUAUCUUUCUAAAAGAAAUGUGUUUGUGGAAAAAUGGGCAUAAAACCAAACUGCUUCUUGCAGUGGGUAGUCAUCUAUUAACCAUAAACUUAACCAGUGUCAUUUUAUUUCCUUUGCAUGAACUUCUAAGGACGGUGGCUGUUCUUACCUCCAAGUGAGCAAGCUCAUUAAUGGUUGGUGGAGAGGUAAUUUUGUUUUGGUUGUUAGAAAUGGAAAUUCAUAACUCCUUGCAGAUGAUCCCUCAGUUUCUUCUCAACAGUGCUAUUAUAUGGAUUAGUAGUUACCAAAUCUCUUAAAAUUCAGCUUUUAAAUUAUGUUCAAAUUUCCUUUUGGAACAGAAGUGUAAAAUAUAUAUUGUACAGUAAACUGAUAGAUAUUAAAGUACAAAUAGGACUAGCUUAAGAUCAUAUGGUGUAAAAAUCCUGAUUGAAGACUUCUUACCUUGACUCCUGUUGUUCAUCUGUGUGUAGAUAAUUGUUAUUAAAUAAAGGAUUUAUCUUUGUGAAUAGAAA